This is a messenger RNA of Phanerochaete carnosa HHB-10118-sp, 363 nucleotides long. RefSeq lists its product as uncharacterized. The transcript is spliced from 2 exons. Bases 1 to 363 code for a protein of 120 amino acids. The record is from RefSeq and is a predicted model, not a curated record. NCBI's taxonomy places the organism in Eukaryota, Fungi, Basidiomycota, Agaricomycetes, Polyporales, Phanerochaetaceae.
AUGGCCAUGACAUCAUUCUCCGUCGAUGCCCUUCAAUCUCAGUGCCUUGUCGGGCUGCUUCUGUCUGUGCGCGACGUCAGAGACAUGUGCGCACCCAUCUUGGAGGGUGGCAUGUACUACAAGCUUGGGGGCAGCACUCGCCGAUCAGCCUGUGACGACGCGGUGCUGUUCACGUUGCUCGGGUGCGCCGCCACCCUUGCCUGCGCGCUCGUCUCAUCUCUGUCCUCCGUGGCCACGCGCAGUACUUUCGCUCUCGGCGCGUUCUCCGGCACGGUCGACGAGUCUGCCGACGUAGUCGACGAGCCUGCCCUGUGCUCUGCUGGCCUUGCUGUGCGACUAGUUUCGGCCGCCGUUUGUCGGUAG